AUGGCGACUACUGCUGGGGCUUUCAUAGCAGGCGGUAUCGCCGCCUGUGGUGCCGUCACGGCUACACAUCCCUUCGAGACUGUUAAGAUUCGAAUGCAGCUCCAAGGCGAGCUCCAGACCAAGGGCCACCAGCCACACCACUACCGCGGGCCUUUCCACGGCGUCGGCGUUAUCGUGCGGAAUGAGGGCGUACGCGGCAUAUACCGCGGCAUUGGGUGCGCUUACGUCUACCAAGUUCUACUAAACGGGUGUCGGUUGGGGUUCUACGACCCCAUGCGGAACCGAUUGGCCUCACUACUGCUACGCGACGGCGCGGCGCAGAACCUAGGGAUCAAUAUGUUCUGCGGCGCCAGCUCGGGCAUCAUCGGCGCGGCCGCCGGCAGCCCUUUUUUCCUCGUCAAGACGCGGCUCCAGAGCUACUCUCCCUUCCUACCCGUCGGUACCCAGCACAACUACCGUAACGCCAUCGACGGCCUCAGCCAGAUAUACCGCGCCGAGGGUUUCGGCGGCUUGUACCGCGGUGUCGGCGCUGCCAUGAUCCGCACGGGUUUCGGCAGCUCCGUCCAGCUUCCUACGUACUUCUUCGCUAAGAGGCGGCUCGUCAGGCAUUUAGGUAUGGAGGAGGGCGCACCGCUGCACUUGGCCAGCAGUACUGUGUCUGGAUUUGUCGUGUGCUGCUUUAUGCACCCGCCCGACACGAUUAUGUCGCGGCUGUACAACCAAAACGGCAACUUAUACAAGGGCGUAUUUGACUGUCUAGGCAAGACAAUCCGCACUGAGGGGUUCCUCGCUAUAUAUAAGGGCUUCCUGCCACACUUGGCGCGCAUCCUACCUCAUACUAUAUUAACAUUGUCACUAGCCGAGCAGACGAAUAAGCUAAUGCGCAAACUCGAGAUCAAAAUAUUGCCUGCUCCGACGCUAGGGAAGGCUUGA
Molecule: messenger RNA, 933 nt
Organism: Daldinia childiae
Lineage: Eukaryota; Fungi; Ascomycota; Sordariomycetes; Xylariales; Hypoxylaceae
Product: Mitochondrial oxaloacetate transport protein
Exons: 4
Coding region: 1-933 (310 amino acids)
Source: RefSeq, a predicted model, not a curated record